UCCACAUCUCCACUCACAAGUAAUCCAAAGAUCACUUCAUUUCCCCUUCUGCAUUUAGAGAAAUCCUCUACAAUAAUUUCCUCUUUGACAUUCCAAAGAUCCUGGACCUCUGUGUGCUCUUUGGAAAAGGCAACUCACCACUGCUCCAGAAGAUGGUAGGAAACAUCUUUACACAGCAGCCGAGUUGCUGCAAUGACCUAGAUGAAACCAUGCUUACCACCCUUCAGGUCUUCAGCAAUAUCCUCCAGCACUGUGGUUUGCAAGGGGAUGGGGCCAGUAGCACACCCCAGAAGCUCGAGGAGAGGGGCCGGUUGACCCCCAAUGACAUGCCUCUCCUGGAAUUAAAGGACAUUGUUCUCCACCUUUGUGACACCUGCACCACACUCUGGGCCUUUCUGGGUAUCUUCCCUUUGGCUUGCCAGACCUUCCAGAAGCACAACUUUUGUUACAGACUAGCUUCCUUCUAUGAAGCAGCAAUUCCUGAAAUGGAGUCUGCAAUUAAGAAGAGGAAGCUUGAAGAUAGCAAGCUACUAGGUCAUCUGUGGCAGAGGCUCUCCCAUUCCAGGAAGAAGCUAAUGGAGAUUUUCCACAUCAUCCUGAACCAGAUAUGCCUCCUUCCCAUCCUAGAAGGCAGCUGUGACAACACUCAGGGCUUCAUUGAAGAGUUCCUUCAGAUCUUCAGCUCCUUGCUGCAGGAGAAGAGGUUCUUCUGGGACUAUAAUGCACUCUUUCCUGUGGCCGAAGACAUCAGCUUGCUGCAGCAGGCCUCGUCAGUCUUGGACGAGACGUGGACUGCCUACAUCCUCCAGGCAGUCGAGAGUGCAUGGGAAGGGGUGGACAGAUGGAAAGCCACAGAUGCUAAAGACCCAUCAGUGACUGAGGAGCCUAAUGGGGAGCGUAAUGGGGUCACGGUGAUGGCAGACGCAGUCAGUCAAGCGCCAUCACAUCCAGAGAACUCGGAGGAAGAGGAGUGCAUGGGAGCAGCUGCGGCUGUGGGCCUUAUCAUGUGUGGGGUGGAGCUGGACUCACUCAUCUCCCAGGUGAAGGACCUGCUGCCAGACCUUGGUGAGGGCUUCAUCCUGGCCUGCCUGGAGUACUACCACUAUGACACAGAGCAGGUGAUCAACAAUAUCCUGGAGGAGCAGAUGGCCCCCACCCUCACCCAGCUGGACCACAACCUAGGCAGAGAAAUGCAACCAGACCAGACACCCCUGCUGACAUCUCACCACAACGUCUUCCAGAAUGAUGAGUUUGACGUGUUUAGCAGGGACUCAGUAGACCUGAGUAGGGUGCACAAGGGCAAGAGCACUGGGAAGGAGGAGAACACACGGAGUUUCCUGAAUGACAAGCACACAGGCGCACAGUGGCAGUGCCAUGAGCAGUACAGCGUGGUGGUGGAGGAGGUGCUACUGCAGCCAGGUGAGAGCCUGCCCUACCACAAUGUUUACUAUGAGGAUGAGGAUGAUGACACAUACGAUGGCAACCAGGUGGACGCCAACAAUGCGGAUGCAGAUGACAAGCUCAUCAGCCGCAGGGCAUUCACCAUCCCUCAGGGGCUGAGAACCAAAGUGCCUAGAGAAGGGCAGGAGGAGGAGGAGGACAACGAGGAAGAGGAGGCUCCCAAGCCUGACCAUUUCGUGCAGGACCCUGCAGUGCUGAGAGAGAAGGCAGAAGCCAGGCGCAUGGCCUCUCUCGCCAAGAAAGGGUACCGGCAUGACAGCUCAACAGCAGUGGCCGGCAGCCCCAGGGGCCAUGGGCAGAGCCAUGAGACAACCUAGGAAUGCAGGAAGAAGGAAGCCAACAAGGCGACAAGAGCCAACCACAGCCGGAGAACCAUAGCCAACCGCAAGAAGAGCAAAGGCAUGAUACAUCCUGAGGGCUGGUGUAGGGCCAGCGGGGAGGCAGCAGCGCCAGACUCUCCAGGCCACGCUCCCAUCACCUGGGGCCUCCUUACCAGGUGCCCCCCUGCCAGAGCCACAAGAUCAACUCAACCCCUCAACAGCCUCAGCUUUGCAUCCCCUGAGAAGGCCGCCUCUCAUCUACCAGCCAGUCAUGAGCGCCUUCCUGCAGAACACACAGUUCCUUAUCCCACAGAGGAAGAAUCUAUGGGGCUGGCAAACAGGUGCCUUCCCCCAGUGCGCUGGCAGGAAAGGGAUGGGGAUGGAGCCCCAAGAUAUGCCCAUGGGAAAAAAAUAAAAAAAGCAUUUACUGUACCCAGCAUGGAGCUCUCCAGUUGAAAGCCUUCUCAGACAUCAUACCUGCCAACCUCCCUAGCAGCAGACAGGACCCUUCACAGCGCUUGCUUGAGAUCACAGUCCUCGCAGAGUCACGUUUCCGAUGACACCACCUCCCACAUGCCGUCAGUUUCCAUCACAGGCGCCUUUUUGAAAUCAGUUUCUUUAAAGAUGGGGCACAUCAAGCUUGGGUCCUCCCCUGGAGGGAGUGAGACUGAGCCUGUAGAUAAGUCAGUUUCAGAAGGUGCUGAUGACAGCCUCGACCAGUUCAGAAUAAAUAUUUUUUCACUUGACGAUCUGGCUCCCGUUGUCCAUGAGAACUCGGAUCUGGAACAGGAAGAGGAAAGUGCUCACAGGGAAAAAACAGCUGGCACAAUCUUCAGAGCCGAGGCAUCCACUGGGCAAGAUGCCCCGAGGCCUGCCCAGGCAAGGAGCUGGGCAUCACAGGGAAAGGCCACCUCUGCAGAGGGGCAUGAGAGCGAGGUCUCAGAGCAUCUCAGUGCCAGCUCGGCUCCUGGCGUCCAGCUGGACAGCGCUCCCAGCAUGCAGCUGCCAUCUGAAGCCCCCAUGGUGAAAGUCAGCUCAGCCUAUUCUGAGGAUUUUGAAAACUCUUCAAGUCUGACAGCAUCUGAGCCAACUGCCCGUUCCAGGAAGUUUCUUGACAGAACACUGGACGUUCUGUCUGAAUCUUCUUCCAGUGUGAAGACAGACCUUCCACAAAUAGCCGAGUCUAGGAAAACGCCAGGCAGGCAUGUGACAAGAGUCCUUGUGAAGGACACAGCUGUGCAGACACCUGAUCCCACGUUCACCUACGAGUGGACCAAGGUGGCCGGCAUGGCAGCUAUGGGGCCUGCCCUGGAAGGUGCCUAUGAGGACCCGACCCCCAUUGCCAAUCAUGUUAUCAGCGCAGAUGCAAUAGAAGCCCUGACCACCUAUAGCCUGGCCGUACUGGCAAUACAUGACAGGCUGAAGCAGCAGCUGAGCCUGAUGUAGCAGUUCAUCCAGGGCAGCCGGCACCUGCAGGCCUCCCUCCUGCACUCCCUGGAUGCAGACUACUUCCACUACCACACCCUGGAGGAGGUGACCAAGGAGCUGUGA
Cebus imitator (Panamanian white-faced capuchin) is the source of this 3332-nucleotide messenger RNA. RefSeq names its product activating signal cointegrator 1 complex subunit 2-like. Lineage: Eukaryota; Metazoa; Chordata; Mammalia; Primates; Cebidae. Gene Ontology annotation, molecular function: ubiquitin binding. The record is from RefSeq and is a predicted model, not a curated record.